This is a messenger RNA of Sciurus carolinensis (gray squirrel), 2100 nucleotides long. RefSeq names its product cytoskeleton-associated protein 2-like. NCBI's taxonomy places the organism in Eukaryota, Metazoa, Chordata, Mammalia, Rodentia, Sciuridae. Gene Ontology annotation, cellular component: microtubule cytoskeleton. Gene Ontology annotation, biological process: negative regulation of microtubule depolymerization. The record is from RefSeq and is a predicted model, not a curated record.
AUGGUGCCUGUGAAGGCAGAACUGCAAACAAGCCAUGUUAUUCCCCAGGGAGGAGAUGGGAAGGAGCAAGCAAGGGGAAUGAACGCCCUGGAAAAUAUCCACAGGAAGAGGGCAGGGGCUAUUCUGUGUGAAGAUGAGAACCUGCCCACGCUGAAGGCAGACUCGCACGAAGGCCCAGUCUGCGUACCUAGUAGAGCCCAAAGAGUGAUGACAUCUGAGGACCAAGUCCAAGAAGAGACAAAAAUUCUGAAACUGAAAACUAAAAUGGCUGAUAAAGAAAAUAUCAAAAUACUUAUAGGGAGCAAAAAUAAUACACCGGUGGGAAAAAAUUAUAUUCCUUUAAAAUCUUCUAAUGAAUUAACCAAUACAACUACGGAAAUUGAAACCCAUGAUUUUCAGGAUGGCACUCAGACUCUGCAGUUAUCAAUUAAAGAUGAUCCCCCAAAUCAAAAUAUAACACUAAGUCAGGCAUUUCACCUUAAAAACAAUAAGAACAAUACUAAAAAGAAGCCAAUGCCUGCAGAAAAACCAAACCAAACUGCUAACAUGCCCAAGAAACCUGUGCUUGGAGCUUAUUGUGGCCAAAUUUUUCAGUCUAAGGUUAAUUCAUUUAGAAAGCCUCUGCAAGUCAAAAAUGAGAGUUCUGCAACAACAAAUCAACUUCCAACUACUGUCUCCAAAGCUACAAAGCCUGAACCUAUAAACACCAUCAAUGUAACAGUGAGAAGUAAUACAGCUUCAAAUAUAACUGCUACUACUAAAUUUGAAAGCACUAAAUUUGUGAACACUAAAUCUCGGAACCCACAACUUGUGCGACCUCCUGCUAGAAAUCACUACAACAAUACUUGGGACACCAUGAAACAAGGCAUCAGCCAAACCCCUGUCAGUGUUAAAAUCCGAAAAGGGCCUCAAGGAAAAGAAUUUUUGCAACCCAAAAUGGUUUUAUCUAGUGUCAAAACCGGUUCUCAGCCCGUAAAAAGAAACAGGGUGCUAUCAAGAAGCAUAGCACCUGAAAUUGUAUCCAGACCUGCUUCAUCUUCUAAUACCAAACUGAUACAAAAAUCAAAAACCAUUGACCAACGAAGACAUACUAUAGCAAAAUCAACUAUUGAUAGAUCAGCUCAGCCCAAAGAAACUGCAGAAGAGAGAAAAGUUUGUCUGAGUGAGUGGAAAACUAGCAAAGGAAAAGUACUGAAAAGGCCCCCUAACUCAGUAGUUACCCAGUCCACGUCUGAAGGACAAAAUGAAAAAUCAAUUGGAUCUUUUUGGACUACCAUGGCAGAAGAAGAUGAACAAAGAUUAUUUACUGAAAAAGUAAACAAGACAAUUUCUGAAUGCCUGAACCUGAUUAAUAAAGGAUGUCCAAAAGAAAUAUUGGUUACACUGAAUGACCUAAUUAAAAAUAUUCCAGAUGCCAAAAAACUUGUUAAAUAUUGGAUAUGUCUUGUACGUAUUGAACCAAUCACAAGUCCUAUUGAAAAUAUCAUCUCAAUCUAUGAGAAGGCCAUUCUGGCAGGGGCUCAGCCUAUUGAAGAGAUGUGACAUGUCAUUGUGGAUAUUCUAACAAUGAAGAGUCAAGAAAAUGUUAAUUUGGGAGAAAAUAUUGAGACUUAUGCAUCCAAAGAACAAGUUCAAGAAGUCAACACUGAAGACAUAGGUGUUAAUCUAGAGCCAGAAAAAACAGAAAUUGAGAAUAAACAUCAUAGGAAUGUGGUAUUUAAAGAUUGUGAAAAAGAGCAAGAUGACAAAAUGGAAGAUCCAACCAAUGAUGUUAAAACUCCUGAUACAGAAACUAGAGCAAGUUCCUUAAUUAAAUAUAAUGUAUCUACUACACCAUACUUGCAAAGUAUAAAAAAGAAGAUGCAACUUGAUGAAUCAAAUUCUGCAUUUAAGGAGCUGAAGUUUCUAACACCAGUGAGACGUUCUCGACAUCUUCAAGAGAAGACUUCUAAAUUACCAGAUAUGUUAAAAGACCAUUAUCCUUGUGUGUCUUCACUGGAACAGUUAUCAGAGCUGGGAGGUAAAACCUAUGCUUUCGUAUGCCGCCCUAAUGCAGCACUGUGCCCUAUGUACUCCGAGACUGAUACACAAAAGAAUUAA